Molecule: messenger RNA, 889 nt
Organism: Zophobas morio
Lineage: Eukaryota; Metazoa; Arthropoda; Insecta; Coleoptera; Tenebrionidae
Exons: 4
Coding region: 121-819 (232 amino acids)
Source: RefSeq, a predicted model, not a curated record
GACGAUCCACUUAACUAUUUGUCUUGAAUGUAAAAAAAUAAAACCGAAGUCAGAGUAGGCCACGCUUAUAUUACAACAAAAGCAUUUUUUAAUCACUGUUGGUGAAACACGCGUACCGAAAUGUUGCUACUGGUGGUACUCCUAGUGAGUGCGGUCCAAGCUACCCCCAUGGACUCGUACCUGGAAGCGUACCAAGAGUCCCACGGCACCACCGCCAAAAUGGACAGAGAGUACACCGAACCCUACCCUUACCCACCGUCGCAACCCGGGUACCACUACGGACCCCCGAAGUACUCGUACGGACCACCGGCAGCACCCGUGCAUAAUUACGGUCCGCCCUUAGCACCGGUGUAUGGACCCCCAGCACCAGCACCCAUCUACGGGAUGCCACACGGAAUGCUAGGACUCCUCGACAAGCUCAAGCUCAAACUCGACCUCUUCACCAUUGGUAAAAUUUUGUUGAAGGUCGUCUUGUUCAAGAAGUUUGUUAGUUUUGUGGCUGUUUUGUGUCUGUUGCUGUUCAUUCCCACUUUGAAGCGCAAAGUGGAUAAUGCAGUUCCGGAUGGAGGGGAUGAUGAUGAUGAUGAAGAUGCUGCGAUGAGAGGGUUUGGGAAGAAAAAGAAUAAAGCUGGAGAUGAGUUUUUGAAUAAUAUCACGGAGUUUGUGAUGGGAGCUAUUGAUAAUUUUUCCAAAAAUUAUACGGGUGAGGCUAAAUGUGAGAGUGUUUUUUGUAAGACGAAGAAGGUUGUGCAAGGAAUUGAUGAUAAGCUGAGUUACAGAAAGUUGGCUGAAGUGUAUUCUAGGGAGAUUCAGCCGUAAUGUUGCCACUAGGAUUAAUUUAAUCGAAUUUAUUUAUUCUUAUUUAUUGAAAUAAAUUAUUAUAGUGAAA